Messenger RNA from Cannabis sativa, 2331 nucleotides. Its product is annotated as serine/threonine-protein kinase STY8. Gene Ontology annotation, biological process: protein phosphorylation. Gene Ontology annotation, molecular function: protein kinase activity; ATP binding. NCBI's taxonomy places the organism in Eukaryota, Viridiplantae, Streptophyta, Magnoliopsida, Rosales, Cannabaceae. The record is from RefSeq and is a predicted model, not a curated record. The coding region runs from base 221 to 1948 and encodes 575 amino acids. The transcript is spliced from 16 exons.
AUUGUCUAUGAAAUUAAAUCUGUUUUAAUUAUAAAAACAUUGGCGGAAAGCCGCAGGCAGGCUCUGAAACUGAGUCACUCAACCGUGGCAGUGUUGGUGGAGAGAAGAGAAGAGAAGAGAAGAGAACCCCUUUAAGAUUCUCACUUUCUUUCUCCUUAGAUCUUCUUCUUCAUACCCAUCUUCUUCUUUUUCCAUAACAAUCCUUCUUUUCUCAUCUUCAAUGGCUAUUGAAGAACCAGAACCAGCAGAACCAGAACAAGCUGAGAGCUGUGGUAGCAGACCACUCUUCUCUUCUUCUCACCCUCAAAGACAGAAGCUUGACAUGUAUAACGAUGUCCUUCGUCGAAUUCAAGAGAUCAAUCCUGUUCUUGCUUCUGUUCCUGACUUUGAUGAAGACCUCUGGCUUCAUUUCAAUCGUUUACCAGCUCGAUAUGCUUUGGAUGUGAAUGUGGAAAGGGCUGAAGAUGUUCUUACUCAUAAGAGAUUGCUUAAAUUAGCAGAAGAGUCUCUUAUUCAACCUGCUUUUGAUGUUCGAAUUGUUCAGGUCUAUCAACCAUUGAAUGGGAAUUCUGUGGAUUCUGUUCAUUCAGAUGCUUCACUUAAGGAAGAUGCACAAAGUUCUUAUCAUCCUGUCAAACAAGGGAUUCAUUUGCCACCUACCUUUGGUUCGUCGCCUAAUCUUGAAACGCUUGCAAUUCACACCGAUGACCCACAUGUUGUUGAAGAUGGAGAUACUUCCAUGAAUGAAAGGACUGUCUUCCAUAGCCCAUUGCAUGAGAUCACUUUCUCAACGGUUGACAAGCCUAAACUCCUUAGUGAGUUAACUGCAUUACUUGCUGAAAUCGGACUUAACAUUCAAGAAGCUCACGCCUUUUCGACUUGUGAUGGUUACUCUCUAGAUGUUUUUGUUGUUGAAGGUUGGCCUCAUGAGGAAACCGAGGAGCUAAGAGCUGCAUUGGCAAAGGGAAUAUCAAAAUACAAGGACCAAUCCUCGCCAAAACACCAACCGGUUUCUUCUAUCAGGGAACAUAAACAAGUUAAAAUCGAACCAGGUCUUACCUCUGUAGACAUUCCAACUGAUGAAACAGAUGUCUGGGAAAUCGAUACCAAGUUGCUUAAAGUUGAGGACAAAGUUGGUUCGGGUUCAUAUGGUGAUCUGUACAGAGGCACAUAUUGCAGUCAAGAAGUUGCUGUUAAAAUCCUCAAACUCGAGCGUAUAAACGCAGAGAUGCUGCGAGAUUUUACACAGGAAGUUUAUAUAAUGAGGAAAAUUCGGCACAAGAAUGUUGUGCAAUUUAUAGGAGCAUGUACACGACAUCCGAACUUGUGCAUUGUGACUGAGUUCAUGUCCAAAGGAAGCUUAUAUGAUUUUUUGCAUAAGCAAAAAGCUGAAUUUAAGCUUCCUUUUCUGCUCAAAGUAGCAAUGGAUAUCUCUAAAGGAAUGAACUAUUUGCACCAGAAUAACAUUAUCCACAGAGAUCUCAAGACAGCUAAUCUUCUAAUGGAUGAAAAUGAAGUGGUUAAGGUAGCUGAUUUCGGGGUUGCUAGAGUACAAGCUCAAUCUGGAGUAAUGACAGCUGAAACCGGAACAUAUCGCUGGAUGGCUCCUGAGGUCAUCGAACACAAACCGUACGAUCACAAGGCAGACAUUUUCAGCUUUGGAAUCGUAAUGUGGGAGCUUUUAACAGGGGAAAUUCCAUAUUCUUCAUUGACUCCAUUACAAGCAGCAGUAGGAGUGGUGCAAAAGGGUCUCCGACCAACAAUACCAAAAAACACUCAUCCUAGGCUUGUUGAAUUGCUUGAGGGAUGUUGGCAGCAAGAUCCAACCGAAAGGCCUAACUUCUCCGAAAUCAUAGAGAUCCUUAGGCAAAUAUCAAAGGAGGUGAAUGGAAAAGAAAGAUCAAGUGGGGGAAUUUUUUCAUCCCUGAAAUGGAACCAUCAUCACUAAUAUCAAAGAAGAGACAUUUGGGGGUGUAGAAAAUCUGAUCCUGUGCACAUACUGAUCAUGUUGUACAGUCUUUUUUUUUAACAUAGAACCAACCAACCAACCAAUCAAUCCUAUUGUUCUUUCUUAGUAAAUCUUUCUCUUUGUGAAUGGAUUUGAACAGCUUUAGUUUAUUUUAGAUUCCUUUCUUACUCUGCUGUCAUACUUGUCUGUCUUCAAUGUUUACAAAGUAUAUAUAUCUUAUGAAUAUGAUGAUGGAAUUAGUCAGCAAAUUGAGCCAUCUGUUUCUUACUUUCUUAAAGUAUUGCUCAUUUUGAAGAUGUAAGAAAUGAUAAUGUGUAAAAACUCAACAUUAUAUAUAUAAGAACAUGAGCUAUUCAGACUCA